This is a messenger RNA of Darwinula stevensoni, 396 nucleotides long. NCBI's taxonomy places the organism in Eukaryota, Metazoa, Arthropoda, Ostracoda, Podocopida, Darwinulidae. The record is from the annotation of a GenBank genome assembly.
AUGGGCAGGCAUCCUGAAUACCAGUAUCUAGAUCUGCUGGAGCAUCUGAUUGAAAAAGGUGAUCGCAGGAUAGACCGAACAGGUGUUGGAACCCUGUCCACUUUUGGUGCGAUGAUGCGCUUCGAUCUCUCUGAUGGCACAUUUCCGUCACUCCUUCAAGAGAACGUGAAGAUCUGGACUGACUGGCCGUUGGAAAAGUUUCGCAAGUCGACGGGAACGGAUAUUUCGCAGGCUGAUUUUGAAGCGCGGAUUUUGGCUGACGAUGAAUUUGCAGCACAGUGGGGUGAGCUAGGACCUGUCUACGGAAAGCAGUGGCGCCGAUGGGUCGAUGCCAACGGCAAAGAGCAUGAUCAGGUUGCAACUCUGAUCGAAACCCUGAAGAAGAACCCGACCAGU